AUGCUGACCGAGACCCGGCCCGGCCGUCCGGUCGUCAUAUCCCGCGGCCGCACACGCGCGCGACCCAUCGUGAUCACGCUGCUCGCCGCCGCCCUCGGCACCGUUUUGUUCUCUGCAGCGGCGAGACCGCGGCCGGCCGACGCCAACAUUGACCCGAAAAUUGCCGCCUUGCUCUCACCCAAGCCGCCCGACGCCAACCAGAACCCACACGCCAACUACAUCGCCCCAGACGCCAACUACGUUGACGUUGACCCCGACGCACCACCCGUGGAAAAGGGCGAGGUCUACUGGCCGCUCACCGGCGGAGAAGGCGAGUUGGUGGCGGAGGAGAAGACGCGCGAGCGGGGCAUCUUUGGCGGCGGCGGCCUCUUCGGCGGCGGCGGCACAAACGGCCAGUGCUCCUCGGAGGCGUACGCGUUUUGCUGCGGUGUCGGGACGACUUGCGUGUGCGGCAAGGGCAUGAGCACCCCCGGCCAGUGUGGCAAGGCGGCGUGGCUGUACUGCUGCGACGUGGGCACGCCGUGCUACUGCUCGCUGCCCGGCAAGAAGGUCCUCGAGCAGCAGGAGGACCGGCGGCGCGAGGAGGAGGAGGAGCGCCGGCGGCAAGAGGAGCGGGAGCGCCGUCGGCAGGAGGAGUGGGAGAGGAACCACCGGCGCCCUUGGACUUGGCAACGAGGCCACGUGUGCAUGGUCUGGUGA
Molecule: messenger RNA, 699 nt
Organism: Emiliania huxleyi CCMP1516
Lineage: Eukaryota; Haptophyta; Isochrysidales; Noelaerhabdaceae
Exons: 2
Coding region: 1-699 (232 amino acids)
Source: RefSeq, a predicted model, not a curated record